CAAACAGUGUUUUACCAUGUGAUAUAGUACAAUUCAAUGCUCUCUAAAGUACUGCAUUGCACAGGUUACCUGUUGAAGCCUUUCUCAAGUCUCUCUGCAAUCACCCUGGGAUAGACUGCUAUAACUUGUUGACGGCAUUAACUGGUAAAAAUUGCUGUCUUAAUUCUUCAACUGUUGAUCUAUUCUUGAUGAAUGAGCCUCAGUCAACAUCAACAAAGAACAUGGUGCACUUGGCUCAGACUGUGAGACAUGGGGUGUUGGCAAAAUUUAAUUAUGUGAGACCAGACUAUAACAUCAUGCAUUAUGGAGAAAUAUUCCCUCCAAUCUACAACCUUUCCAAUAUCCCUCAUGACCUCCCUCUCUUCAUUAGCUAUGGUGGCAGAGAUGCACUUUCAGAUGUUCGUGAUGUUGAGAAUUUGCUUGAUAUACUCAAGAACCAUGAUGAGGAUAAGCGUAGUGUUCAGUUCAUCCAGGAAUAUGCUCAUGCUGACUACAUUAUGGGGUUCAAUGCCAAGGACUUGGUGUAUAAUGAUGUUGUUUCGUUUUUCAAUCGUCAAGUUAACGCUUGAUGGGAAGUGAACUAAACUACAUCUUACAAAGAAUCAAGUUGUAACAAACGAGUGCCUUCAUGUCACUGAGAUCAAUCUUAGUUAUCUAGUGAUGAUUAACUAUGAUUAACUAAUACUAAUGGCCAAUUACAAAAGUAAUGAAGUUUUACUCGUGA
Messenger RNA from Cajanus cajan (pigeon pea), 724 nucleotides. The record is from RefSeq and is a predicted model, not a curated record. Lineage: Eukaryota; Viridiplantae; Streptophyta; Magnoliopsida; Fabales; Fabaceae.